CAUAUAUUUAUCACUGAAUCUUUAAGAACCAAAAAGAGAGAAUGGAAGGCCAAAAAGAAACCCACCCAAAACCAGUUUUCAAGAUCACUUCAACUGAAUCAUGGGAUUCUUAUCUUCAAGAAUCUAAAUCUCAUGGAACCCCUGUCGUGGCGCAUUUUACAGCGUCAUGGUGCAUCCCCUCGGUGGCCAUGAACCCCUAUUUUGAAGAAUUGGCCUUUGCUUUCCAAGACAUAACCUUUCUUGUAGUUGAUGUUGAUGAUUUGAAGGAAAUAGCAAGAAAGUAUGAGGUGAAGGCAAUGCCAACAUUCUUGUUGAUGAAAGAUUGUGUUGUAGUUGGGAGGCUGGUGGGAGCCAACCCUGAUGAGAUGAAGAAAAGGGUUGGGACCCUUCUUCAAUCCAACACCGAGUUUGUGGUCUAAGCAACUUGUACCAUGAGCUUGUUUUGUUGUACAUUACCUGACAGCGGACAGCUAAUGCGUUCUACUUAUUGAACAGGGUUUGUACCAUGAGCUUGUUUUGUUGUACAUUCUCCAUCAAUUUGUAUGCCAUACAACUUGUGUUUUGGGGGACCCUUUUUGUGCCCUUUGUGAUUCUUGUUUAUGCAAAACUUUAUGUGAAAAAGGAUUGGUUUGUGUUCA
Cynara cardunculus var. scolymus (artichoke) is the source of this 638-nucleotide messenger RNA. Its product is annotated as thioredoxin-like protein CXXS1. The transcript is spliced from 3 exons. Bases 42 to 419 code for a protein of 125 amino acids. The record is from RefSeq and is a predicted model, not a curated record. NCBI's taxonomy places the organism in Eukaryota, Viridiplantae, Streptophyta, Magnoliopsida, Asterales, Asteraceae.